Cyprinodon variegatus (sheepshead minnow) is the source of this 2679-nucleotide messenger RNA. Its product is annotated as extracellular calcium-sensing receptor-like. The record is from RefSeq and is a predicted model, not a curated record. Gene Ontology annotation, molecular function: G protein-coupled receptor activity. Gene Ontology annotation, biological process: G protein-coupled receptor signaling pathway. Bases 79 to 2562 code for a protein of 827 amino acids. Lineage: Eukaryota; Metazoa; Chordata; Actinopteri; Cyprinodontiformes; Cyprinodontidae. Gene Ontology annotation, cellular component: membrane. The transcript is spliced from 8 exons.
UUGCUGCUUGCAAGCUUUAAAUUGGCUCUGAGCCUGUAUGAGGGGGGAUCAGAGGAGGUCAGAAUUGUGGCUUCACCUAUGAAAUGUAGCCUGCGGGGUUCAGAUCAUCUACCUGCAUUCGCAAUGAAUGGGGACUUCAUCAUCGGGGGUGUUUUUUCAAUCCACUACAAGGAGCUCACAGAAACAGACAACUACACCACUGUGCCUGAACCACCGAGCUGCGCAAGGGGCAUAAACAGUCGUGAACUGCGCUUCUCUCGAACAAUGAUCUUUGCAAUUAAGGAGAUCAACAACAGCACAGAGCUGCUGCCAGGUGUCAAACUUGGUUAUCAGAUCUAUGAUUCAUGUGCCUCUGUGCCCAUGGCCAUGCAUGCAGCAUUUCAGCUGUCCAACAGGCAGGACCCUGCGUUUCAGACAGGUGAUAAUUGCUCUUCAUCUGGAAUGAUAGUUGCUGUUGUUGGGGAGUCCGGUUCCACCCCAUCCAUUAGCAUCUCACACAUUUUUGGGCCCUUCAACAUACCUCUUGUAAGCCACUUUGCCACUUGUGCCUGUCUGUCAGAUAAAGACCAGCAUCCAACAUUUUUCAGAACAAUUCCCAGUGAUCAAUUUCAAGCCGAUGCACUGGCGAAGCUAGUGAAACAAUUUGGUUGGAGUUGGAUAGGAGCUAUUCACUCAGAUUCAGAUUAUGGUAAUAAUGGAAUGGCGUCUUUUCUAAGUGUAGCACUCAGAGAGGGGAUCUGUGUGGAGUACAUUGAAUCUUUCUAUCGGACGGACACAACCAGCAAGAUUCGCAGAGUAGCUAAUGCCAUCCGCAGGUCAACAGCAGUGGUUGUAGUAGCAUUUGCAGCUGCUGGUGAUAUGAAGUUCCUCUUGGAGGAGCUGGCGCAGGACCCUCCGCCGCCUCGUCAGUGGAUUGGAAGUGAAUCCUGGAUUACUGACCCUCACCUUAUGAGCUUUAGUUUUUGUGCAGGGGCCAUUGGAGUUGCCAUUCAACAAUCUGUCAUCCCAGGUCUUAGAGACUUCCUUAUAGAUCUCUCUCCUUCUGAAGUGCCUGUCUCCUCAGUACUUACUGAAUUCUGGGAGGAUGCAUUUAACUGCAGCUUUACAAAAAGUACAACCAUAAAGGGUAAACUUUGUGAUGGAACUGAAGACUUAAAGACACUAAAUAAUCUCUAUACUGAAACUUCUAAAUUUAGAAUUACUAACAUGGUGUACAAGGCUGUCUAUGCAAUAGCACAUGCUAUUCACAAUGCAUUGUGUCAGGAAAAAGAGUCAACCACUCGUUGUGACAAACACAUCACACUGGAGCCCAAACAGAUUUUCACCGAAUUAAGGAAGGUGAACUUUUCUAGAAAUGGUUAUCAUGUAUCUUUUGAUGAUAAAGGAGAUCCUCCAGCUUUUUAUGAGCUGGUGAACUGGCAGAACAAAAAGAAUGGAGCUAUUGAGCUCAUAACAGUGGGGUAUUAUGACGCAUCACUGCCCAAAGGCCAGGAGUUUCUUAUCUACAAAAAUAUAACCUGGGUGGAAGGGAGCAUACAAGCACCAGUAUCAGUUUGCUCUGAGAGUUGUCGUCCAGGAACUCGUAAAGUGUUACAUAAAGGAAAACCCAUCUGCUGCUAUGAUUGUAUACCUUGUCCAGAAGGAGAGAUUAGCAAUAUGACAGAUGCUCCGGAUUGUAUCCCUUGUCCCAGAGAAUUCUGGCCCAACUCAGUGAACACUGAGUGUUUUCCAAAACCUGAGGAGUUUCUUUCCUUUGAUGAAAUUCUGGGAAUAAUCUUGGCUGCGUUUUCAGUUAGUGGGGCCUGCAUGGCCAUCAUAACAGCAGUAGUUUUCUUUUAUCACAGGACAACUCCAAUUGUCAGAGCUAACAACUCUGAACUGAGCUUCCUACUGCUCAUGUCUGUGACUCUGUGUUUUUUAUGUUCAUUAACAUUCAUUGGAGCACCUUCUGAGUGGUCCUGCAUGCUGCGGCACACAGCGUUUGGCAUCACCUUUGUUCUCUGUAUUUCCUGUGUUCUUGGAAAAACUAUAGUUGUUUUAAUGGCUUUUAAAGCAACACUUCCAGGCAACAAUGUUAUGAAAUGGUUUGGUCUUCCGCAACAAAGAUUGACAGUAGCGUCAUUUACAUUUAUUCAGGUAAUAAUAUGUAUUGUUUGGUUGGUUGUAAGUCCUCCCUUCCCAAUGAAAAAUCUGAACACCUACAAGGAGAAGAUCAUCCUGGAAUGUGCAUUAGGCUCUGCUGUUGGUUUCUGGGCUGUCCUUGGCUACAUCGGUCUACUUGCUGUGGUUUGCUUUGUUUUAGCUGCUCUAGCUCGGAAACUACCUGAUAAUUUCAAUGAAGCAAAGCUGAUCACCUUCAGCAUGUUGAUAUUCUGUGCUGUCUGGAUCACCUUCAUCCCAGCAUAUGUCAGCUCUCCUGGAAAAUAUACAGUGGCUGUGGAGAUAUUUGCCAUUUUGGCCUCCAGCUUUGGAAUGAUGCUGUGUAUAUUUGCUCCGAAGUGUUUCAUCAUUUUAUUUCAACCAGAAAAAAACACCAAGAAAUAUUUAAUGAACAAAAACUGAUUUGACAUAACACCAUUUCUUAUCAUAAUAAAUGAUUAUGAAUGUCAAUUUUUUUUCAAGCUAAUCACUGUUUUCCUACAGGUUUUUUACUCUCUUUGAUUAUUUUCAAUUGCCAAA